Oncorhynchus keta (chum salmon) is the source of this 2528-nucleotide messenger RNA. RefSeq names its product aquaporin-8-like. Gene Ontology annotation, biological process: transmembrane transport; water transport. Bases 65 to 877 code for a protein of 270 amino acids. Lineage: Eukaryota; Metazoa; Chordata; Actinopteri; Salmoniformes; Salmonidae. Gene Ontology annotation, cellular component: plasma membrane. The record is from RefSeq and is a predicted model, not a curated record. The transcript has 5 exons. Gene Ontology annotation, molecular function: water channel activity.
CUGGACUUAAGAGCACUAACGACCCAUGGGCUGUUUCCAGUCUUACACAGUCUAACCCAACACCAUGGCUCUCUAUGAGUCUAAGACCGAGCUCUGGGACCUGGACAUCAAUGUGAUCCAGCCAGAAGGGAAAGGUCCAGAUCCAGCCACAGAUGGAAACAGCAGUACCGAGCCGUUCAGGGAUGCGUUCCAACGUUAUAUCCAGCCCUGUCUGGCAGAGCUGCUGGGUUCAUCUCUGUUUAUCUUUGUGGGGUGUCUGUCUGUGAUCGAGAACACAGAGGGCACCGGAAGGCUGCAGCCGGCCCUGGCACACGGCCUGGCCCUGGGCAUCGUUAUCGCCGUGCUGGGGGAGAUCAGUGGGGGGCACUUCAACCCAGCAGUGUCUGUGUCUGUGUUUCUGAUCGGGGGUCUCAACAUCAUACUGCUGGUCCCCUACAUACUGGCUCAGAUGUGUGGAGGGAUGAUAGGGGCAGGACUAGCCAAGGUGAUUUCCCCAUCCAUGAACUAUGCCAAAGUUUCAGGGGCAGCAUUCGACACAGUGCAGACCGACACCCAGAUAGUACCAGCCACGGUGGCAGAGGUGAUCAUGACUCUGUUCCUGACGAUGGUGGUGUGUAUGGGGGCCGUGAAUGGACGCACGCGCAGCCUGUUGGCCCCUCUCUGCAUCGGGCUGACCGUGACCGCAGACAUCCUGGCUGGGGGAGCAGUGUCUGGGGCAUGUAUGAACCCAGCUCGUGCCUUUGUCCCGGCCGUGGUGGCCGACUACUGGAGCUAUCACUGGAUCUACUGGGUGGGACCCAUGUCUGGAGCCCUGCUAACCGCCAGCUUCAUACGAUUACUGCUUGGGGAUGAGAAAACCAGAGUUCUCUUGAUGUGAUACAGAUGUAGGUUUCCAGUUCAAGUCCAUAAAAAAGUCAAUUUCCAAAAUCCACAUAAAUUCGAACAGUAUUUUUGUGUUACUAUUUCCAUGUCUCUUAGUUUAAAAUAAUCUUACCAAUGUAACUUUAUUUAUUUUUUUUAUUUUUUUUUACCUUUAUUUAACCAGGCAAGUCAGUUAAGAACAUAUUCUUAUUUUCAAUGACGGCCUGGGAACAGUGGGUUAACUGCCUGUUCAGGGGCAGAACGACAGACCUUGUCAGCUCGGGGGUUUAAACUCGCAACCUUCCGGUUGCGAGUCCACCGCUCUAACCACUAGGAUACGCUGCCGCCUAGGAUUCUCUACUGGUAUAUAUAGAUUAUCUAUUGUCCAUACAUGCAAUCUAUUUUAUUCAAUGCCAUUUGUAUAAACACAUUUUUGUACAUUAAAUAUUGCAUUGUAUAUUUCUUUCUAUGAUUGAUCCCUUUUGACAUAGUAGAAGUGACUUCUGGCCCAUAGUCUGUGUUUUAUACCGCCACCUUUUGGUUAUGUGGUGAACUACAGCCUUGCAUUGGUCUGACUCUCACUGUCCUGUCAUACAACCUUCCAUAUGCAUCAUGCCUUUUCACUGAUUAUCUGCACACAGACAUCCAAAAACUAGCCACAUUAGAUAGCAUUGAAUUUGACACUGUAAUUGCUAUCUUGACUGAAAGUCUCAGCCAUAGAAAUAUAAUUACUAGAAAGGACAUAGCCCCUCAGACAACCGGUCCUCCCAUUAUGGACUCAUUGACUUGAACGGGGACCUCUCUUCUAGUAAUUAUAUUUCUAUGGCAGACACUCAUUUGAGACAGUAGUAUGUGAACGUUCAAAAAAUGUUGCAGUGAAGAUUGAAGAAAUGAAGUAUAAAUGUGUACAGCAGAGGAGUUGUCGUCAUGUCCAUUUAUUGAUUUGUACGUUGGAAAUAUAGAAGAUACUGUUUCUUUCAUACGCAAUUAAUACAAAUUCAUUAUUAAAUGAAUUCAUGAAUUCCAUUAGUGCCCCCUCAAUAAUAAGUACAUACUGUACAUGAUGCCUGUAUGCACAGUAACAGUCUGAUUUUGCCACAUUCUACACAUUUACAAUGUCAAUUUAUCAUUUACAAUGUCAAUUUAUCAUUUACAAUGUCAAUUUAUCAUUUACAAUGUCAAUGUAUUUAUCCCCUGUUAUUUGCUGAUGGAUGUGUCUACCAUUUAGGACAAAUAAUAAGAUAUUACACUAAAGUGUAAAAAGACAGUUUCAUGUUUCACUGGAUUCUCUUUUCCUCCCUUCAGAGAAUAACAGGAGCAGACUUUGCACAGGUGCAGAGACUUCGUCAAACUGUCUAGUUUUAAUGCUUUAUCUUAUCUAGCUGGGACUGGCUAACAUCAAUGAUCUAUGCAUGGUUAAUACAAGCAGGUUAACCAAGAUUAAACUUUUUUGUUUGGCCUGGAAAUCUAGAAUAUUAUGUCUAGUAGUAGGCUGCUGUAUUAACAAACUAACAAAACAUUUAGUUGAUUUAAAUAGUAAAAACAUAUCAUAGUCAUAUUGACAUAUGCUCUACCCUGAAAAUGUUGUUUUCAAGUCAGUGCCAACAAAAUAUCUGUCUGCUGGACAAUUACUAUACUUUUAAACUGUAAACUGGUUGUCUGUUGUA